Naegleria lovaniensis is the source of this 1428-nucleotide messenger RNA. RefSeq lists its product as uncharacterized. Bases 1 to 1428 code for a protein of 475 amino acids. Lineage: Eukaryota; Heterolobosea; Eutetramitea; Acrasida; Naegleriidae. The record is from RefSeq and is a predicted model, not a curated record. The transcript has a single exon.
AUGGGAAACAAUUGCUUUCAUCCUGAAGAUCGUGAUGCCAAGCAUCAACAACAACAACAACAAAACGAAGGGAGUUUACCUCCCCUCUCGAUUCCUCUCAACAACAUCACGUUAGUCGAUAGUGAAUCGAUUGUCUCAGAUCCGAGUAGCCAAACUGCUCCCAAUUCACCUUCUCUCUCACGAAAGAUAUUAGGUACAAAACUCAUGAUGAAGCUUGCCACAUCGAAUCGUAAUCUCGCCAAACUCAGCACUGAGAAAACGAGGUCACCAGCUUCACCUUCUUCGAAUGGUGAAGUGUCACCAGUGCCAGGUAGCUCGAACAAUGUUGUGAAUCGUGUGAAUCGAUCCAUAAGCGCACCUGGCUCCGGUUCGAAUGGUCAAUAUCACUUGGCUGAUGUGCUUUUCGAUCCUGUCGGUUUUGAAUUUCUCUACAAAUUCUCAAAGAAGGAAUAUUCUCAUGAGAAUUUAGACUUACUGAAGGUGCUUUUAACCAUUAAUUGUGAAGAGUUUGCAGCCAAAACAAAUUCAGUACAACACUUAAUUAACCAUCAAAAACGUCAAUCCAUGAAAGUGUUAUCACAACAAGCGAAAGAGUCGGCAUUUAUUGAAGAAAUGAAAGCUGUGGAAGAGGGAUAUCUAAUUCCAGGAGCUGAAUUUGAAAUGAAUAUCGGUUUUUGUACAUUUGCAGUGUUAUCUAAAAAGCGAAGAGGAGGUUUGGACGAAUUUGCAAAUAAUUCGAGUAAUUCACCACGUUUUCUUGGAAAGAAUAAUGACAUGGCUAGUACUAUCAACAACAAUAACAAUGAUUCAAGUGGUGGUGAUUUUAACAACAAUAGUAACGGCAGUCUAACUGACCAAAACCAGCACAACACAUCAACAACAACAAACAACGAAAACACACCACAAGUGACCACCGAGGAUGUUGUGACAUCACUGAAUCAACAAAAAGACCAACAAAAUGAUAUCAACAACAAUGACAUUCAACAACAACAAAAUGGUCAUGCCUCACCACUGACAGAACCAAAGAUUAGUAAUCCAGACAAAACAGAAAGCCCAACAACAACACGUGCCGACGAAAAUAAUACCAAUGAUCAAAUUAAUCAAGCUCCACAAAAUGGUCCUCUCUCUGAAACUUCUAUUACCAUCAAGAUCGAUAGUCCUCCAGAAGAAGGCAACAAUAGCAGCAACUGCAACAAUACUGGCACUACUGCUACGACAUCGACCAUAGAACCAAUCAAGGAAAACACAUCGCCGAAUGCUACUUUUAAUUUUUAUAGAUCUCUUCAUAAGGCCAUGCUUGACGAUUGUAUGGGAAAUCUGCACGAUGUGUUUGUUAGAUUUAUGGAUUCAAGAGAAUUUGAUCAUUAUUUGGAAACUCGAUUGAAUAGCUCGAUAUCUAAUCCUUCUCAAGUCUUGAAUGUUAAAUGA